This is a messenger RNA of Stegostoma tigrinum, 11016 nucleotides long. Its product is annotated as cohesin subunit SA-2. Lineage: Eukaryota; Metazoa; Chordata; Chondrichthyes; Orectolobiformes; Stegostomatidae. Gene Ontology annotation, molecular function: chromatin binding. Gene Ontology annotation, cellular component: chromatin; nucleus; cohesin complex. The record is from RefSeq and is a predicted model, not a curated record. The transcript has 33 exons. The coding region runs from base 236 to 3793 and encodes 1185 amino acids. Gene Ontology annotation, biological process: sister chromatid cohesion.
AGCAGAUGGCAGUGACAGUCCAUUCGUCGGCAGGAGCAGGAAGAGAGAAGGAACUGGGCAUUGGAAAAUCGGCGAGGCAUUGCUAAACGCUCUGGAACAAAAUGUGACCCAAGACGAUGGAGUUCCUGAGGCAGGGACUAAGAACAUGAAACAGAUCGACACCACACGAUGGCUUCCAAUCUAAGAAGGCCACUUUGUUAGACCUUUCAAGUGCGUUUCUGAACACGAAGCAGUGAUGAUAGCAGAGCCAGAAUUAUCCAGCAAAGCCUCCCCCCAAAAAGAGAAUGAGAGCCACUUGGACCCUGACAAUGAUCUAGAAAAUCAGAGGAGAGGAAGCGGAGGUUCCAUAUCAUCUUGGAAAAGGAGAAGGAGGAGCCAGUCUGAGAAAAGCAGAAGGAGAGUGUCAGUGUGUUCCCGCCAGGACCGCAGGAAUGGACACAGGCAGAGGAGUGAUGACAUUGAGGCUGUCACACUGUUUGAGGUGGUCAGGAUGGGAAAGAGCGCAAUGCAGUCUGUUGUUAAUGACUGGAUUGAAGAGUAUAAACAAGACAGAGGUACCGCACUCCUGGAUCUCAUCAUCUUUUUCAUUCAGUGUUCAGGAUGCAAAGGGAUGGUUACAGCUGAGGUCUUUCAAAAUAUGCACAGCCCUGACAUUAGGAGAAAAAUGACUGAGGAAUUUGAUGAGGCGACAGGCUUACAAUACAAGAAGUUCAUGGUCUACCCCUGGAUCUUGAAUGUUACCUGGCCGUUGGACCUGGACAGUGGAGAUUACCCUCUUACGAUGUCAGGGCCCUAUUGGAAGAAAUUCAAGUCCAAUUUCUGUGAGUUUCUCUCUCUGCUGAUUCAGCAUUGCCAGUACACCAUCAUACAUGAUGAAUACCUAAUGGAUACAGUGAUCUCCCUGUUGACUGGGCUCUCAGACUCCCAUGUGCGAGCCUUCCGGCACACCAGCACACUUGCAGCUAUGAAACUCAUGACAGCCUUAAUCAACGUGACUCUGAGUUUGAGAGUCCAGUUGCAAAAUUCUCAGCGACAGUGUGAAGUUGAGAUGUUUGACAAAAGACCCAGUAGGAGGCUGGAAACAUUCUUGCAGAAAAAAAACGAGAUUAUAGAAAAGCUGGAAAACAUCGAAAAUCUGAUGAAUGCAAUUUUCAAAGGAAUCUUCCUUCACAGAUACCGUGAUGCAUUACCUGAGAUCAGAGCUAUUUGUAUUGAAGAAAUAGGAAUCUGGAUGAAAAGCUGCAGUGAUCGCUUCCUGACUGACAGCUACUUGAAAUAUGUAGGAUGGACUUUGCAUGAUAAACAAAGUGACGUGAGAUUGAAAUGCCUGAUUGGUUUGCUGGGCCUGUACUCUGACAAAGAGCUUUGUUCAAAGAUGGAUCUUUUUACCUGUCGAUUCAAGGAUAGAAUAAUAUCAAUGACACUGGACAAAGAAAGUGAGGUGGCUGUCCAAGCAAUCAAGGUGUUAACUCUCAUGCUGCAGAACUGUGAGGAAUUUUUAACUUCGCAUGACUGUGAACAAUUAUAUCAGUUGGUUUAUUCAGCACAAAGGCCUGUGGCUUUGGCAGCUGGUGAAUUCUUGCACAAAAAGUUGUUUUGCAGUCAUGAGUCAGAAGUACAAGAUGAAGUACCUGAGAGAAAGGAAAAACCCAUCUGUAAUCUCAGCCAUUUGUUAACACUUGUUAACUUCUAUCAGGAAAGUGAGGGGAAUGCACAGUCGGCCUACCUUGUUGACAGUCUCUGGGAUUGUUCGGCAUUCAUCCUGAAAGACUGGGAGUCCAUGACGGCUUUAUUAUUGGAAGAUGAAGACUCUGGAAAGGAAACUUUGACCAGCUCACAGAAGAAAGCGCUGGUUGAAAUUAUGUUGAGCACCAUACGACAGGCUGCAGAAGGCCAUCCACCUGGAGGUCGAUGUUUAGGAAAGAAGGUUCAAAUGAUGAAAGAGAGAAAAUCACAGAUCGACGAUCGGGUCAAGCUCACCGAACAUUUCUUUGUGGUACUUCCACAGCUCUUAGCUAAGUAUUCUGCUGAUAGAGAGAAAGUCAUUACAGUCAACCUUCUGCAAAUACCUCAGUUCUUGGACCUGGAGGGUUACGGAACCACACAGCUAGAAAAGCAUCUGGAUACCUUACUGAAGCAGUUAAGGGAAAUUGUGGAGGAACAGACGGAUUCUGAAGUCUUGGAGUUCUGUUCGAAGACGUACCUUGUCCUCAGUAAUGAAGAAUGGGCUACUCAGGACCAAGUAGAUUCUGCAAAGCAUCAACUGUUUGAUCAGCUGGUGACCAGGUUCAACAGGAUGCUGACAGACUUCCUCCAUAAGGGGGGCCAAUUUGGUGACACAGAAUCUUACCAGAUGUGGUGUGCUUUGAAAAGAAUCACAACCUUCCACAAUGCUCAUGAUAUAACUCAAUGGAACCUGUUAAACAGCACCUGUAAACUGCUGAAGAGAGCCUUGGAGAAUGGAAACGUACCUGACCAGAUUAUCGUUCAGGCAAUCCUCUGCAGUUACUACUAUGUCAUGUGGCAGCUGUCAAAAGUGUCUGAAGGCAACACCUCCAAGGCCAUGAAGGUGUCGCUGAGGAAGCAGAUGAGGGGUUUCUGCCACAUUUGCAGACAGUUUCUAAAUAACCCCAGCAGCACCGUCAAAGAGCAGGCCUUCGUCAUUCUGUGUGAUCUCCUGUUGGUUUUCAGCCACGAGGAACCACCCAGUGGCUCUGAAAUGGUCGAGCCAUUUGCGUACAUCCCAGAGCUGUCCUUGCAGACCGAGCUUGUGACCUUCGUCCUGGAUCAUGUUUUUACAGCCCAAGACAACGAACACCCUGACAAUGAUGAGGAAUGCAAAGUGGGUAGACUGCACAAGAGGAGAAAUCUCCUGGCUGCUUUCUGUAAACUGAUUGUGUUCAGUGUGGCGGAGAUGGACAUUGCUGCUGACAUCUUCAAACAGUACAUCAAGUAUUACAUUGACUAUGGAGACAUCAUUAAGGAAACACUCAGCAGGACCAGGCAGAUUGAUAGAAUUCAGUGUGCAAAGACCUUAAUUCAGAGCUUGAAGCAGCUGUUUAAUGAGCUGUUGCAAGGCCAGGGUUCCAGUUUGGACAGAUGGUCCCAGCCAUUCACCAGCAUCAAGGACUUGGCCCGACGUUUCUCGCUGACCUUUGGUUUGGAUCAGUUGAAAACAAGGGAAGCGAUGGCAAUGCUGCACAAGAAUGGUAUCGAGUUUGCCUUCAAAGAUGACAGUACCAACAGCAAGGGGCAGCCUCCUCCGAACAUGGCUUUUCUGGACAUCUUGAGCGAGUUUUCCCCCAAACUGUUGAAAACAGACAAAAGAACUGUAUACAAUUACCUGGAGAGAUUUGUAACAGACCAGAUGGCAGCAGAGAAUGGAGAGGAGUGGCUUCCACUGAUUUUGUACAGAAGGUCUUUGUUGGAUUGUAGAGAUGAUGACACUGUAUCCACAAGCAGCAGUGACCAGAGUGCGAUGUCUCCAGUACAGCCACAAUUCAAACCAUCAUCUCUAAAAAGGAGGCUGCAAACUGAGGACAGUAAUGGUCAUGCAGGACUGAAUGAGGAGAUCUCACCUCAUUCCCUGAUGGGACCGCGAGAAGAUGGGAAGCAAAGGGACAGCCGUACAAAGGAUCAUUCGGUGGAAACGGUUAGGAUGCAGUCACUUAGCAGUGAGUAUGGGACCACAACAUUGGGGAACACAGAUGAACUGGAAGAAGGUGUUACUGCAAAAUUAGCCGAGGGUGACCUUGAUGACUUGAAUGAAAUAUUGGAUAUCGACAAUGAUUGAGACAAACUUGGAUCCAAUCACAUGAAUUAUUUCAAGGCAUUGGGAGACUUUCUGCACAGAUCCUUCUCAUCACAAGAUUUCAGAGUAUUUUGUAAGCCGUUCCAAGAACAUAAAAUAAAAACAAUACAAGCCAGUAUCCAGGAAGAAAACAAAAGAAGCUUACUACUCAGUGCCAGCUGAAAAGUAUGAAGAACACACCCUUCCUGGCCAAUGCUAAUUUUUUUUUGAGGACUUAAUUUUCUGCAGCUUGUGGAACAAGGAGUAUUUUCCCCCCCCUCAAGAACAAGUUUGACAAAUAUCUUGAUGCAUUACAUAACAAGAAGAGAAAAUGCUGGGAAUAUUCAACAGGUCAGACAACAUCUGCGAAGAGAGAGAAAGAGUUAAGUCUUCAGAUCAAUGAUCCACUCUCUGAAUAGAACAUCCUCAUUUUCCUACUGGAUACAUACAAUGUGUAGCAGACUAUUGAAUUAUCCAGACCAGGCUAGUUUUGGGAUUGAUCCCUGGUCUGUUCUGAGUUACUGGAUCACAACAGCGUGUAAGCAACAGCCAGCACUCAUUACUCAUUCUCCAGUAUUAUGUAUGAACAAUGGUGACUUGAGUCAAGAAAUGGAGGACCAAACUCAAAAAGUCAUAUUUCCUAACAUUUGAGGGUAGUGAAAAAGGGAACUAUCGUUUGCAAUUCACUGAAAUGUUGAAGCCUAGUUAAGUAUUUUAUUAAGAGUUUACAAAUCACAAACUCAAGCUGUGGGGGAAAAUGUGAUCAAACUCACUCCAAAUGCUGGCAGAUGAUAUUAAAAUUACAACUGCCUGAUUUCUAUGAGCUAUAUAUUUUUAACACAAGUCUAGUAGGGCAACUAUAAUGAAACAUGUUAGUAUGUGCUCCAGGAUUUAUCAAUCAACUCGAUGAAUAUUACACACUGAUUAGAAAAUACAUGGCGUAGUGUCAUGUUCCAAUAUCUGAGCCUGGAGGCCCGGACUCAAAUCCCACCUGCUCCAGAGAUGUGGAGUGUCAUUGGGUCAUAGAGAUGUACAGCACAGAAAGAGGCCAUUUGGUUCAACUCAUCCAUGCUGAUAGAAUAUUCAAAAUUAAUCCAGUCCCCUUUACCAGCAUUCUGACAUUUCCCUUGAAACCCUUCCUCUUCAUAUACCCAUCCAGCUGCCUUUUAAAUGUUGUAGUUGUACCCACCUUCACCACUUAAUCUGGCAGCUCUUACCGUACACAUACCACCCUGUGAAAAAGGUGCCCCUUAAGUCCCUAUUAAAUAGUUCCCCUCUCACCUUAAAGCUGUGCUGUCUGAUUUUUGGGCUCCCUUACCCUGGGGAAAAGACCUGACCACGCACCGUAUCCAUGACCCCUCACAAUUUUAUAAGCCUCUAUAAAGAUUACCGCUCAGCCUCCGACAUUCCAGGGAAAACAGCUCCAGCCUAUUCAGCCUCUCCCUGUAGCUCAAACACUAAUCCUGCCAACACACAUCCUUGUAAAUCUUUUCUGAACCCUUUCAAGUUUCAUAGCAUCUUCCCUAAUGCAGGGAGACCAGAACUGAAUGCAGUAUUCGAAAAGUGGCCUAGCCAAUGUCCUGUAUAGCCACAACAUGACCUCUCACCUCCUAUAUUCAUGCACUGACCAAUAAUGGCAAGUUUACUAAAUACCCUCUUCAUUAUCUCUACCUGUGACUCUGCUGUCAAGGCAAUAUAAACCUGUACCCCAAGAUCUUUUUGUUUGGCAAUACUCCCAAGGACCUUACCAUUAAGUGUAUAUGUCCUGCCCUGAUGUGCCCAACCAAAAUGCAGCACCUCACAUUUACCUAAAUUAAGUUCCAUCUGCCACUUCUUGACCCAACUACCCAUCCGAUCAAGAUCCCAUUAUACUCGGAGGUAACCCUCAACACCACCAACUUUGGUGUCACCUGCAAACUUACUAAUCAUUCCUUCAAAUAUUCACAUCCAAAUCAUUUAUUUGAAUGGCAAAAAGUAGCAGACCUAAGCACUGAUCCUUGUGGCAUAAUGCUGGUUACAGGCCUGCAGUCUGAAAAGUAACCUUCCACCACCACCCUUUGUCUUCCACCUUCGAGACAGUUCUGUAUCCAAAUGGCUAGUUCUCCCUGUAUUCCAUGUGAUCUAACCUUGGAAACCAGUCUACCAUGCAGAACCUUGCUAUGCCCCUUACUGCUGUCCAUAUAGACAGUUCUGUCUUCAAUCCUCUUUGUCACUUCAAAAAUUUCAAUCAAGUUAGUGAGACGCGAUUUCCCACGCACGAAGCUAUGUUGACUAUUCCUAAUCAGUCCUUUACUUUUCAAGGACAUGUAAAUCCUUUCCCUCAGAAUCAGUAACAUGGUUAAAAAUACCUGUAAAAUACAAAGGCUGCCCUGUCACCAUUGUUUCAAACCUGGGAUUUGCUAAUGCCCUGUCCCCUAAUUCUUCAGAAUCUCUCGGUCUGUGGAAAACAGGUUUCCCCUAAACUUGGGGUCGGUACCACAAGGGGAUUGUGAGCUGAAACUUUCAGGGAGGCACAAGGGCCACAUGGAGCUCUGAUAGUAGUUACGUUUCCCUACUAACAGCAAUGUCAUCACAGGCACAGGAUCAGCCCCCCUCGCUUUUGCAUGUCUUCCUGUCCUGCUCAGAGUUCUCACGAGGUUUAUGGGGAUUUUUAAUUUUCAAGAUGGGAUCUUGGCAUUGACAAAGCUUGAGAAACACUGGAAAAGGAGAAAUAGACAGUUAGUAUGAGCUGAGAGAGAAAGGAAGGUGGUCAAACUAAAGUGGGACAAUAGGAAGAUUGCUACAAAGAAAAUGAAGCCGUAAAGAGCAAAAAGCAGAGAUGAGAAAUCGCACAAAAAGGAAAAACUUGGAAAGAUAAUGGAUUGACAGAGUGCAAUGUACCCUAGGAGGGUGGAGAGGUGGCUCAGUGCUUAGCUAGCAGCCUUGGGUGACAUUCCGUGUCUGUGUGGGUUUCUUCUGAUGCUGUGGUUUCCUCCUACAGUCCAGAGAUGUGCAGGCUCGGUGGAGUAGCCAAGAUAUUGCAGGGUUAUAGGGAUGGGGUGGUGGGCUGGGUUUGGAUGGGAUAUUUUCUGCAGGAUUGGAGGAGACCCUCUGGGUUGAAUGAUCACUUCCUUGCAACGUGUCCUGAAGAGUGAAAGCUGACAAAAUCUGUGCCACCAAACCAUUGAAACAAUUAUGAAGUUCUACGGGAUGAUAAUCACAUUGAUCUAUCAGCAGCAACCUAAGUAGUUUAUGACAGCAAUUAGCCCAGUUGACAGUACAAAGUCCUCCUCACUAACAUGUGCAACUGAAGUUGGGAAAGCAGUUCUAGAAGUGACAACCUGUUUUAUGUAAAAUCCCCAUCAUAUCUUCCAUGCAAAAUCCCUGAUUUUUCCCCAUUACCAUGGAUAUCCUGUUUCAAUAGCAGGAUAUCGUGAUGUAGUAAUCAAUCAGAUGAGAUUCAUUCUAGUAGUUCACAAUAUUGACAAUCAUCUCCCUGCACACUCAGGUCAACUAAGAUCACAGCAAUCAGUUGACCUAGUCUCUUACUGAUCACCCUGUAUUCCCCUCUUAUGCUGUUAGUGAAUGAAUCACUAACCAUCUACUGUUGAACAUCACAUGAAGUCACGACCAGACCACAAAGUGCAAGUCUCUCUUCGUUGUUCGGAUGCAUUAUUAGAGUCAAAUUAGUUUGUAAUUCAUACCCUUGUUUAUCAUAGGGAAAAGUGGCUGCCGUUUUAAAAUUCAUCAGCCAUAAUGCAAAAUGCUUCAGUGCGGAACUGGAAUAGGAAACUUUAAAGAUGUAGGCCAGGUAGACACUGGAACCAACCACUUUCAAGUCAAAAUAUUUUAAACAAAGCAUUUUGGAGAUGCUUUCUGAAAUGAGAGUGUGCACAAAUAGUCACCACCCCAUUGCUGUAAAUUAAGCCCAUCAGAUGUCUGGAGCCCUCAAAUAGCUUUUGGUUACAGCAUGCGAAAUUCCAUUUUGGAACAUACCCAAAUACCCAAAUGCAGCAGGGUAAAAUGAUCGAAAUCCUCACUUGAAUUACCAGACCAAUAUUUAAGAAAUAUAAUUUCAGCUCAGACGUUAGGAACUGCAUUCUCUUUUGUUUAGAACGAAGUAAGCUUUUGCUAUAUUCAGCUUAGAUAGGUGUUACGUCUGACACGGGCCUGAGGCUAUUGUCCCCCGUAAAUUAGAAUAAAAUAGCCACACCACUGCCUCAAGCAGCGCAUUAAACAUCUCCCCUGCCUCCUCAUUAACAGCACAAUUGCUGGCCUCAUUAUUGGAAACUGUGGGGUGACUGGGAGGUGGAAAGUGGGCAGAUUUUGACACAUUAUUUACAUACAACACAGAUCUGUGAGGAUGCACAGACAACAGCAUCAAUCCUGAUAAAAUAUCAUCGCUCUGGAUCUGUAGAUUUAGAGAAUAACAAUAUAGAAGCAGGAUCAAAAUUAAUUUGUGUGGACAGAGGCAAAAUGAAGUCUUCCUCAAACUUUGCUUCAAAAUAGAAGAUGGGCUUGAAAGAUUAACAAAUUCAAUGUGGGCUUAAUCUCAAGAGAGGAGACAGAAUGAAAAGUUUAGACUAAACUAAGUUUACAAUAAUAAUGGGACAGUGACUAUUUGGGAGAAACUGUGAAGCAUUGUCAACAAAUCCAAGAGAGAUCCAAACUGAUUAAAAAAAGUGAUCAAGGGGAAUGCAUAUUCGAUCAAAUGAAAAUUUUGGGUCCAUUCAGUUAGAUUGUAACGAUUGCUCCUGGCCUUGCACAAGCCCAAUCUGUGGACAUUAUCUAUAUUUCACUUUUUAUAUAGUCAAACUGAUACCCAUAAAGUCCUGUUAAAAGGUCAGAAAUGCUUUACAAUGGUAGGUAUGUAGUGAUUCCACAAAGUUAACAGAAGUGCACUGACUCGAUUAAGAGUUAAAAAAAGUCAAUACAAAUGUUUUGAUAAGUGUGUGAAAUACAAUGUUAUGUAAUGCAAACACCAAAAAUAUUUAGUGGAUUUGUUCUUCUGUAAAAAUGUAAUUUAUUUUUCCUAAAUCAAAUUAACUUUGCAAAGUACAAAUCUGGAGUCAUAACCUGACCUGGAUUGAGGUAGAAACUAGAUGUGGAGGGGCUACUCGCGCUAGUUUUGGUUUCAUGGGUGGAUGCCAUAUAAAUCUGGUGUGCUCUCAGACUAAUUUAAAAAGUUCUCAUGGGGUUCAUCACACUCCUGGAUAUUUUACAAGUCUGCCUAAUCAGAAAUAUCUGAGGACUGAUUUCUCUUUCUUUGCUCUCAGAAAACAGUCCAUCCUAGUUAUUUUAAACCAACAUGUACUCGCUCCUCAAUAGGACAUUUUAUAGUUCCAGUCAAGCAGAUUCAAAGAACUGUACACAGGGCAGAGUUGUCUGCAAUGAAAACUACAGAUUAAUCUAAGACACCUGUUUCCACUUCUAUGCUGACCAACAUACACACCAAAUUACACCAAUCCUAUUUACGUGCCCUUGGUCCACAGCCUAUAAUGCCCUGACAUUUUAAGCACUCACCAGAAACCACUUAAAUGUUGAGUGAUCUGCCUCCAUCACUGUCUCAGAACAUGUUCCAACCAUCUACCAUUCUCUGGGUGAAAAAACAAACUCCUCCACUUCCUCUGGUUAAACACUGAUUUACAAACAAGUCACAACUUCCUCAAACCCAACAUUUGGAAGACUAAAGCCUUCAUUGUCAGGGUCUCUCAUAAGCUCUUCUCUCCUGUAGUUAGGCCAAUACACAGUGCUGAGCCAACCCACAUACUGUGAAACCUUAACAUAGAACAUUACAGCAGAGUACAGGCCCUUUGGCCCUCGAUGUUGUGCCGACCUGUCAUACCGAUCUCAAGCCCAUCUAACCUACACUAUUCCAUGUACGUCCAUAUGUUUGUCCAAUGACGACUUAAAUGUACCUAAAGUUGGCGAAUCUACUACCGUUGCAGGCAAAGCGUUCCAUUGCCUUACCACUCUGAGUAAAGUAACUACCUCUGACAUCCGUCCUAUAUCUUUCACCCCUCAAUUUAAAGCUAUGCCCCCUCGUGCUUGCCAUCACCAUCCUAGGAAAAAGGCUCUCCCUAUCCAACCCUCUGAUUAUUUUAUAUGUUUCAGUUAAGUCAUCUCUCAACCUUCUCUCUAAUGAAAACAGCCUCAAGUCCCUCAGCCUUUCCUCAUAAGACCUUCCCUCCAUACCAGGCAACAUCCUAGUAAACCUCCUCUGCACCCUUUCCAAAGCUUCCACAUCCUUCUUAUAAAGCGGUGACCAGAACUGUACGCAAUACUCCCAAGUGCGGCCGCAUCAGAGUUUUGUACAGCUUCGCCAUAUCCUCUUGGUUCUGGAACUCGAUCCCUCUAUUAAUAAAAGCUAAAACACCAUAUGCCUUCUUAAUAGCCCUGUCAACCUGGAUGGCAACUUUCAAGGAUCUGUGUACAUGGACACCGAGAUCUCACUGCUCAUCUACACUGCUAAGAAUCUUACCAUUAGCCCAGUACUUUGCCUUCCAGUUACUCCUACCAAAGUGCAUCACCUCACACUUGUCUGCAUUAAACUCCAUUUGCCACCUCUCAGCCCAGCUCUGCAGCUUAUCUAUGUCUCUGCAACCUACAGCAUCCUUUGUCACUAUCCACAACUCCACCGACCUUAGUGUCGUCUGCAAGUUUACUAACCCACUUUAAAUUGUGCUUUAAAAAAAAUCUCACAUCCUCCUGAGACUUUCACUGCUUCUUUCCACAGAUGACAAUGCUAACCUUUGGUCUAAUUCAGGCCCAUUGCUCAUCUGUUCUUUUAUCAUUUACAGACUUUAAUACCAUUUCCCUUUAACCAAAAAGAAAGCAUUUAUGAUCAGAUUUCAAUUAAGAGACUAUUAUGUUAAUACCAAGUAGGCACACCAACUUUAUUCCUGUAGGUUGCAGGUCUUGCUCAGAGACUAGAGGAGGACAGUUCAAAGCUAACAUUGGUGUCAUUGGUCCAGUUUGAAUAUGAUGGAUAGUUUUUUUAAAAAAUAUACUUCUGCAGAAUUUUCCUGUAUGGAAGCAGCUAUUCUGUUCAAAAAAGGGUCUGCAGAAAUCAACUCUUUCAGGAUUUCAAAGCAGUGGCAAUAAUUAGGCUCACACAGCAGUAAGUCCAAGAAAGAUGUUAACUUUUAAAUCAAGCAUUAAUUUUUUUGUUGUGAUAUUAAUUUGCUCAAUCAAGUGUUGAUUGUAGGAUGACGACUGUCAAUAAAUAAUUUCCCUAUGACUGUUAA